Molecule: messenger RNA, 1011 nt
Organism: Leptopilina heterotoma
Lineage: Eukaryota; Metazoa; Arthropoda; Insecta; Hymenoptera; Figitidae
Exons: 2
Coding region: 1-1011 (336 amino acids)
Molecular function (GO): nucleic acid binding
Source: RefSeq, a predicted model, not a curated record
AUGCCAAACCCUAGUGUGGAAAUACCUCUUUCUGACAGAUUACGCCCAAGUUGGCGACAUUUUGAAGUCGGGGGCUUUGUAAAUGAAUUAGGACUUGCCUGGGAUCCUGUCCAAGAUCAAUUUCGAUUCUCUGCUCCAAACUUCGAUGAAAGCAACGAGAUUACCAAACGCAAGGCCUUAUCAGAAUUUGCCAAAUUAUUCGAUCCCCUUGGUUGGUUGGCUCCUCUAGUCGUUGUCGGAAAAAUGCUCAUCCAGGAUCUUUGGAAAGCCAAAUUAUCAUGGGACGAACGAAUUCCAGCAUCCAUGAUGUCAUACUGGAAUAUGUUCCGGGAGAAUGUGAAAAAAGUUCAUCAAAUCAACAUCCCUCGAUAUAUUAAUUAUGAGCCAAACAGUCAAAUAGAAUUACAUCUAUUUACCGAUGCAAGCCGAAGGGCAAUGGCCGCUGCUGUUUACUCUCGCACAUCUUCCUCUCACAAACAAAUGUCAACACCACUGAUAGCAGCCAGAACCAAGUUGUCUCCAAUUAAGAGCCUUAAUCCCUCGAAACGACCUGUUGGAAGGGUCACCAUACCGAGGUUAGAACUUCGAGCAGCUCUACUAGGCGCAAAACUGUUGAAAGCGCAGGCAGAGGUCUUAUGUAUCGAACUUAAUCACUGCACUGGUUGGAGUGAUUCCCAAGUCGUCAUUCGUUGGCUCUCGUCAAAUCAACCUGUUGGAAACGACCUAGUGGACAAUUAUAUCAGUCAUAUUCAAGAACUGUUACCAGACUUCAAAUGGCGCUACGUUCCCACGUCCGAAAAUCCAGCAGAUGUAGCCACAAGAGGCAGUGAUGUCGAAAAUCUAUCACAGCAUCCUCUUUGGUCGUAUGGACCACCCUGGCUUAAAAAAGCCAAAGACGCUUGGCCGAAAGAAUCCAUUCUUCAAUCAAAAAGUGCUCCAAUUUCCGAGAUCUCAAUUCCUAUACAAUGUCAUAUAACUCAAGCAAAUCCGACAAUUCUUGAUCGAUUUUGA